Molecule: messenger RNA, 2850 nt
Organism: Tetrahymena thermophila SB210
Lineage: Eukaryota; Ciliophora; Oligohymenophorea; Hymenostomatida; Tetrahymenidae
Exons: 1
Source: RefSeq, a predicted model, not a curated record
AUGCUAUGCACUGAGGAUUCUUUGCAGCAUUAGUUGGAAACUGAAGAUAAUGUCUAAAUUAAUAUGGACAGCAAUUUGUUAAAAGAGAGCGAUGUUCACUUUUAUUCUGAAGUGAAUGAUUUGGAAAAAGAAGCAUUAGAUCGACUACAAAAGAUAAGAUAAAGAAUAAUUCACGAGGAUGAAAAUGAAUAAACACAAAAUACAAUUGAAUCUUCUCACGUAAAUUUGAGAAAUUAACAGGAUUUAGAUUAAAACCGCUAAAACAUCUAUGAAAAUCAGCAUUCUUAAGCUGAUUAAUAUUCCAAUUAGCAUGAUGCAAACAAUAAAAUUAACAGUAAAAAUCAUUUAAAUAGCAUAGAAAGCUCCAACAAUUUAAAGGAACAAUAUUAUUUCAAAUUGCCUCCGAAGGGGUCAAAAAGUAGUUUGAAUAUUGGAUCAACCAUCGCAGAUUCUCAACAUGUAAGAAAUAAGUCAAAAGAUUAAACUAGGAGCUCAGUUAAAUUUGAAGAAAAUAUUGAAAAAAAUACAUUUGAAAAUAAUACAAGAAACUAACAAGGAGUAGCAGCAGUAGCAGUUAAGAAUUAAAAACCUGGUUCCUCUCCUUUUUCAAAUUAAGAAAGCGCAUCAAUCUCUAAAAAAAAAUAUGAUAUAACUGAGUAAUAUAAAAGCUCAUAAGAUAAUCUAGACAAUUUGAAUUAACAAAAAGAAUAAAUGAAAUAUUCUCAAAAAGUAUCUAAAUCAUCUAUAUCUAAUUCACCAAUAUCAUAAAUUGUAAACAAAAAUAAUUAAGUAACAGCUUAAUAGCUUUAAAAUGAAACAUAAAAAGAGAAAACUUAAAAUAAAGUAGAAAGAUAAAUUGAAGAUAGGCUAAGGCGUUACGAAGUAUCACCUAAGAAACAAGAGCAGCAAGGUGCUUCUUAAAUUACUUUUUCAUCUUAGAAUAAAAUUCAAAGAAAUAGUAAUAAUUCAUUUAGUGCAUGCAAUAAGGCUGAUGAUACUGACUAGUCAGUUGAUGUUUCUUAGAUUGAGAAAUUAUAAUAGAAAGUAAUUGAAAGAAAAAGGAGUAUUGAUUAAAUAAAUGUCAAGCUAAGUGAGAAAUUGAAUUCUCCUUAGUCUGCUAUACAAUAAAGCAAAUCUCAAACUCCUUAAAGCGAUACUAUCUAGCAGAAAAAUAGGACUCCUUUCGAUCCAUAAUAUGAUGAGUAUUACUAAACAAACACAUCUCCUUCUAAUUUUAAUGCAAUGCAACAAUUUCCUCCUUAAACAAAUCCUUGUCCUUUCUUAACAGGAUAGCAGAAUAUUCCAGUCUAAGCUCCUAAUUAAUUUUUUUCUUCUGUUUCCUCUUAACAUAGACUCUCUGCAAUGGUCACUUAAUUAAGCCCUAAUAAUUAAUAAAAUUAGUUCUAACAUAAUGUCUAUGGAAAAGAAAAUCAAAUUAACUAAAGUACAAAUAGUGCAGGUAGUUUUUCUAAAGCAGUCAAUGAAAAACAAGGAAGUAUGAAUAAAAAAAAUAUUCAAAUGUAAUCUGAACACUCAACAAUUAAAGAUAGAGAUGAGACUUUAAAUUACUAAGAAGACACAAUUCAUGACCUGAGCAAAAAACUAGAGGCUGCAUCAUAAUAGUCAAAGAGACAGCAAGAAGAAAUAUAGCAGUUAAGAUAGAAAAUCUAAAACAACAAUUAAAUAAGCACUUAGAGAAAAUCCAAAGAUCAAUAAAAUCCCAAGGGAAGUUCAUCACUAAGAGUGUCUACUACAUCAUCCGUGAGAGGUUUAAUGCAAAAAAACACAAAGAGAACUUUCAACGAAAAAAUUAUAGUUGAAGGAGAAAGCGAUUUAGACGACAUGAGUAGCAGCAGAGAUAUUAUAGAUGAUGCCAUAUCAAUGACAGAAGAGAACUUAGAUUUGAAGAAUGAAAUUAUUCGUUUAAAAGAAAAGAUAGAAGAUAAAGAAAUAGAAAAUAAAAAGCAAUAUCAAAUGCUUUUAGAACAAAGAAAUUUGAUUAAAAAGUAAGAGAAAGAAAUAGAAGAUUUAAAAACAAAGUGCAAAGAAUUUGAAAUAGGAUACAGUAAUGUUUAGAAAGACGUUGAGUUGAUAGAAAAAUAAUAUUUCAUUAAAAAGUUAAAGGAGAAUAACAAUCUAGAAAACGAAAUGUAUUAGCAAUAUAACGAUGAAUUAGUUAAGGAAAAUAGUGAAAUAUUGCAUAAGGCUGCUAAGCUUUUAGAAAAAUAUAAAGAGUUAGAAUAUGAAUACAAGAAAUUGCUAAGUGAAAAAGAAGAAGAGCAACAUUGGAAGAGUGUCGUUUAGAAAAGAGACCAAGAAAUAUUAAACCUUAACAGGGAACUCAGUUAUAUAAGAUCUAAUUAGCUCAAGGAACUAAGUGAAUAUAAAGAUGUGAUCGACAGACUCGGAACUAAUCUUGAGACACAUGAUGUAAAGGAAAUAAUUAAAAAAUUUAUAGAAGUAUGUUCUCAAAAUAAAAAGCAUUUAGAAUUCCAAAAGUAGUUUUAUGAUAUUAUUUCAAGCUGCCAAGAUCCUUCAGUAAGGAAAAGCGAGCCUCUAGGAGCUAAAGAAUCAUGGGAUUUGUUUAAAAAGAUAUUCUAAGAUUACCUUGAGUUGAGAAAGAAAGAUAGACUUGAUAUAACCCUUGGUAACCUAUUGAUUAAAAGCUUAAAAAUUAAAUCCAGGGAGGAGAUUAUCCCUGAGUUUACAAAAAAAAUAAUGGAAAACGAAGCUUACUGCAACAUCAUUCACAAAGUAAAAUAUCAUCUAAAUAUAAACCAUGAUUGUUCCAUUCAAGAACUCUCUUAGUCAAUAGAUUAGCUUCUCUCCAAAAAAUUAUAUUAUAAAUGA